Messenger RNA from Benincasa hispida (wax gourd), 1835 nucleotides. Its product is annotated as protein RETICULATA, chloroplastic-like. Gene Ontology annotation, cellular component: chloroplast inner membrane. The record is from RefSeq and is a predicted model, not a curated record. Lineage: Eukaryota; Viridiplantae; Streptophyta; Magnoliopsida; Cucurbitales; Cucurbitaceae. Gene Ontology annotation, biological process: plant organ development.
UUGUUGCCACUGCCACUCAACAUACUCAUAGCGCCACUUUCUGGAGUUAAAAAGAGAGGCAGAGGAAAAACCAGAAUCUCAUCAUUAUAUGAUAUAACUUCUUCACAACCUUUGCGGCUUUGCUCCGCCGUCCCCGCCACCGCCGAUAUAUUUUAUUCUAUUCGUUCAUCUGGAUUACGGCGACUUCCGGAAUCGAAUUUGUUAUCGUUCCUAUUUCUUCGGCUUCUUUUGCGAAGCAGAGUUAUAAAUUCGUCGACAAUUCGAAGUUGAAUUCUCUAACAUGGCGGUAUUUGGAAUAUCGUAUUCUGUGGAAUUCGGGAAUGAAGUAGUUUUGGGGAAGAUUUGGAGUCAGGGGGUGGCUUUCGGCUGCAGAAGCUUUAGAAAUGUGGUGAAGGAAGUUGCAUAUCCGAUAUCGGAUCGAAAAGGUAUUGGAAGAUGCAUAGCUGUAAAAAGGAAAAAUAAGUUCUCGGUGGUGAUGAAUUUUUCGAAGUCGCAUUUGGAUUCAGACGCUCCGGCAGCUGCUAUUACUGUCUCGAAGGAAAAGGAUGAACCCAUUAGAGGAAAGGAUUUUAGAAGUUUGGAGAUAUCAGAAGUGGACAUUGAUAAACAUGACGGAGAUUUAAUUGAUGGCAACGGUGGUAAUGGAACUUAUAAUAAUGGUGGAGGUGGAGGUGGAGGUGGAGGUGGCGGUGGCGGUGGUGGGGAUGACAGCAGGGGAGACAAAGAAGAAGAGGAAUUUGGUCCAAUUAUGAAAUUUGAAGAGGUGAUGAAAGAGGUGGAAUCACGAGGGGUGACUCUUCCUUCUGAUAUGUUAGAGGCAGCCAAGAGCGAGGGAAUUCGCAAGUUGCUGCUGCUUAGAUAUUUGGAGAUGCAGGGUUUAGGCUGGCCUCUUGGCUUUUUGAUGAGAUCCUGCGGUAUGAUUCGAAACCGGGUUCUGGCUGAUCCAUCAUUUUUCUUCAAAGUUGGCGUGGAGUUAGUUAUUGAUUCUUGCUGUGCUACUUUUGCGGAAGUUCAAAAGAGAGGCAAAGAUUUCUGGACAGAAUUUGAGCUUUAUCUUGCUGAUAUUUUGGUUGGCGUGGCAGUUAACUUUGCUUUGGUUGCCCUGUUGGCACCUUAUGCUCGUUUUGGGCAACCAUCUGUGUCAAAAGGUUUCCUCGGACGUAUUCAUCAUGCUUGUGAAGCACUACCUAGCAGUGUUUUUGAAGCUGAACGACCAGGAUGUAGAUUUUCUGUACAACAAAGAAUUGCAACAUUUUUCUAUAAGGGACUCAUGUAUGGCGUAGUAGGAUUUGGAUGUGGUAUACUCGGCCAAGGCAUUGCAAAUUUAAUAAUGACCGCGAAAAGGAGCAUAAAGAAAUCUGAAGAUGAAGUACCAGUGCCACCUCUCUUUAAGAGCGCCGCACUUUGGGGUGUUUUCCUCGCAGUAUCUUCAAACACACGUUACCAGAUCAUCAAUGGACUAGAACGUCUAGUCGAAUCAUCACCAUUAGCAAAGAAUAUUCCAGCAGUUGCUUUGGCUUUCACAGUUGGUAUUCGAUUUGGCAAUAACGUGUAUGCUGGAAUGCAAUUUAUCGACUGGGCUAGAUGGAGUGGAGUGCAGUAAGAAUAUCAGAUACAGAUACCAUUUAAGUCUCCUAGGAGUCAAGAAAAGUGUUCAUAGGAAAACAAAAGGUGCCAUACUCUAAUCGCCUAUAAUCUCAAUUCAUUACAACCAUUCCCCCAACCCCCACAGGUGUAACUUAAGAUUUGACGUUUACUGUAAUAUUUCCGCAAAACUACUGUAAAAUUAAUAUCUUGCAGUAAUAAAAAGGUUAACAAAAUUCACGAAUGACCUA